GUAAGCUGGCUGGCAAUGGCAACGAGAGAAGCAAACUUGGCUGCUUGCGCCCCUAUUUCUAGACAGAUACUCUCUCUCUCUCUCUCUCUCUCUCUCUCUCUCUCUCUCUCUCGUCUUCAUCUCUCCCUUGCCAGUCUGUCAUCCUCUCUCUCUCUCUCUCUCUCUCUCUCUCUCUCUCCCUACAUUUAUUUUCUUAUACAGCCCUCUAUAUAUAAACCCUUCAUUUUCUUAGACAAAAAAACACAGAGAGAUUUCAUAUCUAUCUUGUAUCUAAGCAGGCAGGUGUCAACAACAUGAGUCUCUUUGGCCUCGGCAGCAGGAACCAGAAGACAUUUCGACCUAAAAAGAGUGCUCCAUCUGGGAGUAAGGGUGCACAACUUCAAAAACACAUCGAUGCUACCUUGGGUAGUGGCAACUUGAGAGAAGCUGUGCGUCUACCUCCUGGAGAAGAUCUGAACGAAUGGCUGGCAGUGAAUACUGUUGACUUCUUUAAUCAGGUGAACAUUCUCUAUGGCACUCUUACAGAAUUCUGCACUGCAUCAACCUGUCCGACAAUGACUGCAGGAACAAAAUACGAGUACAGAUGGGCUGAUGGAGUUACUAUAAAAAAGCCUAUAGAGGUCUCUGCUCCCAAGUAUGUCGAGUAUUUAAUGGACUGGAUUGAAACUCAGCUGGAUGAUGAAUCGAUUUUUCCUCAGAAAUUGGGCACACCAUUUCCACCCAAUUUUGCGGAUGUUGUGAAGACAAUACUCAAGCGCUUGUUCCGCGUGUAUGCUCAUAUCUAUCACACGCACUUUCAGAAGAUUAUCAGCCUGAAGGAAGAAGCUCACCUGAACACAUGUUUUAAACAUUUUGUUCUCUUCACAAAUGAAUUUCGCUUGAUUGACAAAGGGGAGCUUGCACCUCUAUCUGAGCUUGUUGAUUCAAUUCUGCAGCAGUAGUGCCUCCUCGAAGUCUCCUGGACAUGCUUCUCUAGUAUGGAAAAUAAACAUGGAAAUACAGAUCUUUAGGGACUUUGCAUUGAAGAUUCAUCUUCAUGCAUGAAACCAGUAGUUUAUCGUAAACUUUUUAGAAGUUUGUUUGUUCUAUCGCAGUAGGUAAAAAUGGUUUUUAGCUUUUGUGUGCUCAUUUUACUUUUCGGGGAUCAGAGAUGUACCUUUCCUGUUCUUAAUUUGAUAUACCUUAGACAGACA
This is a messenger RNA of Daucus carota subsp. sativus, 1193 nucleotides long. Its product is annotated as MOB kinase activator-like 1A. Gene Ontology annotation, cellular component: cytoplasm. The transcript is spliced from 7 exons. The coding region runs from base 294 to 941 and encodes 215 amino acids. The record is from RefSeq and is a predicted model, not a curated record. NCBI's taxonomy places the organism in Eukaryota, Viridiplantae, Streptophyta, Magnoliopsida, Apiales, Apiaceae.